AUGAACAGGGUCAAAAACUUGCGAAAGUCAGGAGCUGCCGCACGCAGAAUCACCUGUCCAGAAUGCAAGGCUGAGCUCGAUAGCAAUCUGGAGGACUUCAAGGCACACGUCCGCGACAAUGUCUCCGAGCAUGGCAAUCUGACCGGCGAUGCCGCCAUCGCGGAUGCUUUUGAACGGAUCAGCUUGAGAUCUACCGAAUAUGCCGGCCAGCCCUCGAACAAACUAUCAAAGAAGAGGUCGUCCGGCCCGGCUGCACUAGAGAGUAUCGACCACGGAGACACGAGCAUGGGCAACGAACGAGGGAACAAGAAAGUCUGCUCGCCGACUUCUUCUCAACACCAACAUGCAUCUCCCAAUAGAAAGCAUCCUGUCAAUAGGAGUCGUACACACCAAAAUAAUUCCGGUCGUUAUGGUUUAAGAGCUGGACUUGCCGGCCGCCCCUCCAACACAGAGCAGGGUUCUAUAGGUGUAGGUCGACAACCGAAAGGCAUCUUCCACGCUUCCAAAGCUUCCCAGCAGCAGCCACCUCCAAUUGACACUCAAUAUAACUUUACGAAAAACCUCAUCGAUAACCCACACACGUCGGUCACCCCCCAGCCAGAAACGAAUCCGAUUUCUCAUGAGCAAUUGGUAGCCGAAGUGAAGGGUAUCUAUGCCGGCUUGGUUAUGAUUGAAACAAAGUGUAUUGAGGUCGAUAAUUCCCAGUCAACAGACCCAGAGCAAAAGUUGACAAAAGAUCAAUGGCAAGCCCUUAUCGCGCUCCAUCGUACGCUCCUCCACGAGCACCAUGACUUUUUUCUGGCCAGCCAACAUCCUGGAGCCAACGCUGCACUUCGACGCCUCGCAUCAAAGUAUGCUAUGCCUGCACGUAUGUGGAGACACGGCAUUCACUCAUUUCUGGAGCUGCUUCGUCGCAGACUCCCUGAUUCGUAUGAGUACAUGCUUACCUUCCUCUAUCUGGCAUACGCAAUGAUGGCGUUGCUCUACGAGACUGUCCCUAAUUUCAAGGAUACAUGGGUUGAAUGUCUAGGAGAUAUUGCCAGGUACCGUAUGGCGAUUGAGGAUAAUGAUCUGAAGGAUCGCGAGACUUGGACAGGAGUCGCUCGCCAGUGGUACAGCCUCGCUUCGGAGAUGGCACCAUCAACUGGCCGACUCUACCACCAUCUUGCGAUCUUGGCCCGGCCGAAUGCUGUUGAACAGCUGUACUUCUAUACGAAGUCUCUCUGUGUUCUCAUUCCAUUUCAAAGUGCCAGGGAAAGCAUAAUGACUCUCUUCGAUCCGGUUCUUACCGCUGCUGCAGCGCCUCGUCUUCCUGCAAUUGAUGCUGCCUUUGUUCGUGUGCAUGGUAUCUUUUGCUCUAAGAAGAGCAAAGAACUCUUGGAUCCGUCUAUUGACGAGUAUUGUACGCUUUUGGAUCCUUACAUUGGCAAAGUGACGAAGAAGUUUCUCGAAGUCGGGCAAGUAUACCAGAUAGAAUAA
Clonostachys rhizophaga is the source of this 1479-nucleotide messenger RNA. The record is from the annotation of a GenBank genome assembly. Lineage: Eukaryota; Fungi; Ascomycota; Sordariomycetes; Hypocreales; Bionectriaceae.